Molecule: messenger RNA, 1257 nt
Organism: Ostertagia ostertagi
Lineage: Eukaryota; Metazoa; Nematoda; Chromadorea; Rhabditida; Trichostrongylidae
Source: the annotation of a GenBank genome assembly
AAUAUCUCUAGCCCAGACUGGUCACCCUUAUUGAUUGUUGAUUUUGGUGAUGAAGAUGGGCUUUGGUUACGUGUCGAGGGGCCACCAUCAUCGCAAGCUAGAAUCAUCACGGUAUCAAUAUUUGAGCGUCACCUUGAUAGCGUGCUUCGUCCACUCCAAUCUGUCAACGUUAUUCAUCCAUCUACAGGUUUCAAGUGGCGAAAUGUGGCUAAAGGGUCGUACGUUGUGUACGCGUAUAUUCCGCGGCAUGAUUGCCUGCUAAUUUGUGACGAUGUUCCAAUAAGCUCUGUUCCGUGUCGCCUUUGUGCGCACACUGUCAUUAAUUUUACACUUCCUACUGAUCGAGCAAGUUUAUCAUGGAAAGGAUUGCGUCGAAUGCGUGACUCGAGCUCUUCUAUUUUGUAUGCUCUGGCUUGUAUACUGUUCGGUGUAGCAUCGUGUAGCAUGCUAUACUUGUUUGUUUUACGAAGACGGGCACGACACACACCGGUGCAAGUGCGAGAAAUUGAGCUACAGGAGAAGCCUUUGGUUCUUAUACUAUCGCCAGAUGAUUGUGCUGAGCACUCGGCAGUAAUACUUGCUCUCAGUCGGGUUCUUGAAAAACACGCAGAGGUCACAGUUCUUCUGGAUCAUCACGAGAUGAGUAGUUCGGUUGUUCGUCCAUAUCGCUGGCUUGUUGAUUCGAUUUGUCGUGCCUCUCGCGUAUUAAUUGUUAUAUCACCAUGCUCUCAGUUGGUACUCGACGGUCAAAACCUGCGGCAGCGACGCCCUUUCCCAGAUCUCUUCGUUCCGGCAAUAAACAUGAUUAUCAGGGAGUGCACACGAACUGCACUUAAGAAGUAUAUUAUUUGUCGUCUUCCUUAUUCUCCAGCAUCUCCUAACCAAUUGAGUAUGUUAGGGCUUCCUGAAGUGGAGGUUCCAACGGAUUUCCCUCGCUUGACUGCACUUAUUCAUUCGAUUGAUGGUGUAUAUGACCACCGAAUUCCAUGUGACUGUACUGCCUUAGAUGAGUUCAAUUGCGCUGUUGAGGCUAUGAUAGCAUUGAUGCAGAAGGAUGUAACUUGGAUGGAACGAAGGAUUUGUGCUGAGAGCAGUGUUGAUGUAGUGGAAAUACCUGAAGGAGACGUCGUCAGAUUGAAAACGGACCACGAGCGGGAGAGGGCAGCAGAAAUGUUUGGUCUAUUGCCACCGGAAGAAAAUGAGAUGGUGGCUGAUGACUCUGCAGAAUUUGCGCUAUUGCCGCCGGAUGAGGAUUGA